AUGCAAGGAUUCUCCGACCCCUCGCCGCGCAUCUUCACCAGAUCUCCAGGACCUGAGCUCCAACGCGGCCGGGAGAACCGUAUUGUAAUCUACCCCGGAUGUUUCAAUCCACCACAUGCAGGUCACGCCGCGCUUCUCUGGCACACCUAUCUAAACACGGAUGCGAAUACCAUCGCAGUCAUGAUCUUUGCUCUCAGUGACGACUGUCUAGAUUCCAAAGAUCAUGUUACUGACAACAAGGGUAAAGCGUUCAUACUCUCGCACUACCAGCGCCGCGAACUCUGGAAAGACGAGGUGCUAGGGAGAUUCGCGUGGGUAUUCCCAGAGGACGAUGACGAUAGGUUGGACAUGUUUAUGGCAACAGUCAAGCGGUUAGCGAAGUUGGAUGGCUUCAAAGUCUCCUUUCCAACGCUGUACGGAGGCGACCACAUCACCCAGAAGAGUAUGGCCAACGGACUGUGGGGUUGGGAUGGCAGGACGUGCGUUAGCAGCGAUGUCACACGACCCAUGGACUUUGUGCCUGAAGACGGCAGUGGUCUGCUACAGUUGGAAGAAUGUGAGAAGUGGAAAGAGAUGAAGAACGAAGGCCAAGAAUGGACAGGCAAGGAUAAUGCAACUCCAGAUUGCUGGCCGUGCUGGCCGUGCUGGCCUUGCGCCAAGAUGCGCAAGGUCUUCCCCGAGGGUGUCCUGAAAAAUGGGUCGUUCUCGUUCGGCAAGUCUCCUUUCCGGUGUUGCUCGGUCGUACCUUGGUGCUAA
This is a messenger RNA of Alternaria triticimaculans, 756 nucleotides long. RefSeq lists its product as uncharacterized. The record is from RefSeq and is a predicted model, not a curated record. The transcript has a single exon. Bases 1 to 756 code for a protein of 251 amino acids. NCBI's taxonomy places the organism in Eukaryota, Fungi, Ascomycota, Dothideomycetes, Pleosporales, Pleosporaceae.